AUGUGUUUGCGCUGAUGAAUAUUAUACAGAUGGAUCAAAUUAAUGUUAGCCAUGUGCAGCACCAUGUUCAAAGUGUGAAAAUAAUGCUACUAAUUGUACAGAUUGUGUCACUACUUUUACAUUAAGUACUGCUAUACCAUAUAAAUGUGAUUGCUCCUUUGGCUAUUUUUAAGUUGAUUCUCAAACAUGUGAUGUAUGCGUAAGUCCAUGUGAAACUUGUGAAUUCAAUUAGAGUCACUGUUUAACUUGCUUGGAUCCAAAUUCAAUAGUCAAUAGUUCAUAUUAAUGUGUUUGUUAAUUAGGUUGGCUUUUAGAUGCUGAUGGUGUCACAUGCAAUUAAUGUUAAUUACCAUGUUUAGAAUGUGUAGAUACAAUUAAUAAAUGUGUUACCUGUUAUGAUCAAACACAUUAAUCCCCUGAUACUUGUGUUUGUGAGCCUGGGUGGAUUAUCGAUCCUAAUUAUAAUUGUAUUAGUUGUUAAUAACCAUGUAAAACAUGUGAGAUAUCUACUUCUUAAUGCUUAACAUGUUUGGAUAUAAAUCAGGAAGUUAAUUCUUCAAAAUAAUGUGUUUGCAAGUCUACUUAUUAUGCUGAUAGCCCAAUAACUUGUGCAUAGUGUUAAUAACCAUGUUAUGAAUGCGAUACAAUUGGUUGCAUCAACUGCAUAGACGUAAAUCAAAUCCUGGAUUCCAAUAAAUAGUGCAUUUGUAAAUCUGGAUAUGUUUAAUCAGGGUAUGUGUGUCUUCAAUGUUUAAAUCCAUGUACUACUUGUAUCAAUUCUGUUAGCCAAUGUUUAACAUGUAUGGAUCCAAACUAGAUAGUCUAAAAUUUUAAAUGCUUAUGUAAGGAAGGGUUUGUAAAAAAGGGAAAUUACUGUUGUGAUGAAUAUUGUUCAGAUUGUUAAGGAGUAGAUAGUUGUAAUAGUUGUAUAAAAGGAUAUUUUCUGACUAAUAUCAAUAGAUGUUUAUAAUGUAUUGAUUAUUGUGAUAUUUGCUACAAUCAAAGUGUUUGCUAAACCUGUUAAGAGGGUUACUUUAUAAAUUAAUAGUCUCAAUGUGAAGCAUGUGUUCCUUCUUGUAAGGUAUGUGGUGAUCCAUAAAUAUGUGAUGUUUGCUUUGAUGGCUAUUAUCUAUUGGAUUGGAAAUGUGAGGCAUGUAAUCAAAAUUGUUUAACUUGCAAUGAAGUUUCUGAUAAAUGUGUUACAUGUAGACCCAAUUAUGAAAUCAAUUCUAAUAAUUAAUGUUUCUGUAAAUUUGGAUACUAUGAAGAGUAGAAUCAAUGUUAUAGAUGUGAAUAUCCAUGCAAAACGUGUUUAAGUUAAUCAAUAUGUUCAGAAUGUUUUCAAUUAUCUAAUUUACACUUAGAUGAAAAUGCUCAAUGUAAAUGUAGUCCUGGGUUCUUCUGGAAGUAGAACAGUUGUUCCCAAUGUCAUUAAACUUGCUUAACUUGUAUUGAUGAUUAAUUAAAUUGUUUGACUUGUGACUAAAAACUACAUCGAAUUUUAAAGUAUCACAAAUGUUAAUGUUCUUAAGAUUAUUUUGAGAGUGAAGAUGCAUUGUGUAUAUCAUGUUUGACUGAUUAAGGGAAAUCUUAAGAAAUUUGUAAAUACUCAGAUUGCAAUGAUAAAAUUUGGACAUAUGGAGAAGAAUGUGAUGAUGGUAAUGAUGUAAUUAGAGAUGGUUGCUCGAAUUGCAAGAUUGAUCAUAAUUAUUCUUGUUCUAAUGAGAUACUAAAGUAGUCAAUUUGUUUUCAAUGUUCGACUCAUUGCAUUAAAUGCCAACUUGAUCCUCAGACAAAAAAGUCGCAAUGUACCAAAUGUGAGUUUGGAUAUUUCUUAGAUAAAAAUGAUUGUGUUGAAUGUUCAAUCAAUUGUUUAGAAUGUAUUGAUCAAGCCUAUAAUUGCGUAAGUUGUAAGUUUCCAUAAUAAAAGAAUCACAAGUGUGAACUCUGCGAAUCUGGAUACUAUGCCGAUGAGGAUAAUGGAACUUGUUUAAAUAUAUGUGGAGAUUAAAUUAAAGUAAAAGAGGAAGAAUGCGAUGAUGGUAACACUAUUAAAGGUGAUNAGUAAUAUCGUUAUUCUUUUUGUGAGAAAUUAGUAUAAAUUAAAUUAGAGUGGUUAAGACUUUGA
This is a messenger RNA of Paramecium octaurelia, 2128 nucleotides long. Lineage: Eukaryota; Ciliophora; Oligohymenophorea; Peniculida; Parameciidae. The record is from the annotation of a GenBank genome assembly.